UGAGAGGAGUUGAAAUAGGGCAGAGCAAGGAGCGGAGCGCUGAGAGGAAAACCAGCCGGAGGAGCCGGAGGAUGGCAAACCUCUGCUGAGAGAGUUGGGGGACGCGCUUACCACGUCGCUUACUAACGCAGCUGCUACUGAUACACCAGCCCGUAAUUAAUCUGAAACCUUUAAGCCCUGCCGAGCCAGGGGGGAGAGAGAGAGAGAGAGAGAGAGAGAGCGAGAGCGAGAGAGAGGAGUGGAACUAAAAGAGCGCAGUUUGGACGCGUCGCUGCGAGGAAAUCUGUGGCUCGAAUUUCCUUUCUUUCUGUUCUCUCACAGGUAGACAGUCAUGGGCAGCCUGGGUGUUUGGGCUGUGGCUUUGGCCGCUCUGCUGGGAACCUCAGGGUGCUGGCUGGCUGAAGGACACAAGAGCGGCAGUCGAGGCAGCAUGGAUACAGCCAGCAUGUCAUAUACCUCCUCGCAGGAACAACACUCCAUGGAGAAGGGGAAAGCAGACGGGAACAUCGAUCAAUCCCUUUCUGACCCAGAUGGAGGUCCCUGUCGGAGGACCUACUGUGGACGGGGUCGACAGUGUGUCUUGAUGGCAGAAUCCGGCCGUGCUGAGUGUGUUUGCCAGGAAAAAUGCCGGCCCUCCUUUGUGCCAGUGUGCGGCUCAGACGGCAGGUUCUAUGAAAACCACUGCGAGGUUUACCGCACUGCCUGUCUGGAGAGGAGACGGAUCUAUGUGGUGCACAGCAAGGACUGCUUCUUCAAAGGCAAUGCAUGCACCAUGUCGGAGUACAACAGGCUGAAGAGUAUGCUGCUGGAUAUCCAACCUAAAGUGCUGAAGACCGGAGAGCACAGUCAGCAGAGAGACAUGGAGGAAAAGAGAGCACUGGUGGACACCAUGUUCAAAUACCUGGAUGGGGACCAGGAUGGCCGGCUGGUCAGUGAUGAGCUGGAAAGGAUCUCUAUGAAGGAGCACCUGGAGGACAGCCUGCUGGAGUGCACCAUGCAGGACCUGCUGCGUUACGACGACUACAACAAUGAUGGACACCUCAGCCUGCACGAGUUCUACACAGCUUUCCAGGUUGUGCAGCUGAGCCUGGCAGAGGAUCAGCAGAUCAGUGUCUCCACGGUAACAGUAGGCCUUAGUGCCGUCCUAACCUGUGCUAUCCAGGGCACGCUGCGCCCGCCAAUCAUCUGGAAGAGGAACGGCAUCAUACUAAACUUCCUGGACCUUGAGGAUAUCAAUGACUUUGGGGACGAUGGCUCCCUGUACAUCACCAAAGUGACAACCAUCCACAUGGGAAACUACAGUUGCCAUGCCUACGGCUAUGAAGACCUCUAUCAGACACAUGUGCUGCAGGUGAAUGUCCCUCCAGUGAUCCUGGUCUAUCCAGAGACGCAGGCCCAGGAGCCUGGUGUAUCUGCCAGCCUCCACUGCCAUGCUGACGGCAUCCCAAAUCCCAAACUCCUCUGGCUGAAGAAUGGCAUGGACCUGCAGCCCAGAUCCUCCAAACAGCUUUCUCUCAUAGCAAAUGGUAGUGAGCUCUUUAUUGGCAGCGUCCGGUAUGAGGACACUGGAGCCUAUACCUGCAUCGCCAAGAACGAGGUGGGAGUGGACGAAGACAUCUCCUCACUGUUUGUUGAAGACUCGGCCAAGAAGACCCUUGCAAACAUUCUGUGGAGAGAAGAAGGGCUUAGUGUGGGGAAUAUGUUCUACGUGUUUUCUGAUGAGGGCAUCACUGUUCUGCAGCCCAGUGAAUGCGAGAUACGCAGACACAUGAAACGGACAGAGAGAAUUGUUGCUACCUAUGAGGAGAUGUGCCCUAAAGGUGAGGGGGUGUCACCUCAGCACUGCGUGUGGUCCUCAGCAGUCAACAUCAGGGAUAAGUACAUCUACGUGUCCCAGCCCCUCCUGAGCCGACUGCUGGUUGUCGAUAUUCAAGCACAGAAGGUGGUACAGGCAGUAACAACAGAUCCUUACCCGGUGAAGAUGCUCUAUGACAAGUCACAUGACCAGGUGUGGGUCCUAACAUGGGGGGAUAUGGACAGAACACACCCAACACUUCAGGUAAUUCCUCAAGCCAGUGUAGGAGAAGUACAUCAUGCCAUCCGCACAACUUUCCAGAGGGUCAGCGACUUCUUCAUUCCUCCAACCAAUCUCAUCAUCACUCAUGUGAGGUUUGCCUUUGUCUUCCUCAAAAAUGAGCCUGCGAUACACAAGAUCGACCUGGAGACAUUCCACCGUGUCAAGACCAUCAGCCUGAAGAACUACAGCUGUAUACCACUCAACAUGGCCUACACACAUCUGAGUGGCUUCUACUUUGUCCAGUGCCAGAGCAAGAGCCACCUGCAAGCCCCUCCCCAGCUCCUCAUCGACAGCGUGACAGACACAGUGAUUGGUCCAAACCUAAAUGUCACAGGGCAGCCUUUUGUGUCACCAGAUGGCCGUUACAUCGUGACACCUGAUCCGCAGAGCUCAAAGCUGAUAGUACAGACAGUGUCAUUCCAGGGAGAGCUGGGUCUGAACCAGGAACUGGAUGAGCCCGUAGCUGUCUCCGAUUUGGCUUUCCAGCCUUCCUUCACAGAGUCAAACCAGCAUGUGGUUGUAGCCACUUCAGGCUCAGGCACGGACCUGCUAUUUGCUGAUCUGUCCUCGGGCCACACUGAGGUUCUCCCGAGCCUCAAGGAACCCCUGGGCUCUCAAGCCUGGCCCUGGGGAGGCCCCAACAGAGUAGUGGUCUCCAGCGGGUUGUUCGGACAGUACCUGGUGACGCCGUCAGCCGAGUCUCUCUUUGUCCUGAAUGGCAAACAGAGAACGCCGCACUGCGAGGUCUCAGACAUCAAGAGAGGGAACACAGUUGUCUGGGUCGGCGAAGUAUGAGUAAAAAAGAAAAAGAAAAAAAAAAAGAAUGCAGAAGACGUAGAAUUAGGGACAGACGUAAAUGAAAAAAAGGAAAGAUCAGGCCAAAUUACCUAUAAUAAAGAUUUAUGUGAACAUAUGUUGUGGACUCAACCCUGGGACUGAGCAAGAGGGGAUAUAUGCCUGGGUUUAUUGUAACAAAAGUACACUUAAAAAAUAGAGUAAUUGAGAAAACAUUAAGAAACCCUGUUGUGAUAUUUCUAUUGGGAGAAAGUGUCAAUGCCGUUCAGUGCAACAGUGAUCUAUGUGCACUUAACUAUACAGAAUUGUACAUUAUUGCACUUCCUUCCAUGUUAUCACAGCAAAUAGGUACCUGAAGAGGGGUUAUUAAUGAACUAUGAACUAUGCACAAUGCUCACUUUUUUUAGAGUAAAAAGCUUUCCGAUUUUGUUUAUCUCAACAAUGUUUGUCGUUUUCACCAGUGCUGCAUAUAAUCACCACAAACUGUCCGUCUGUCCAGUCUGCCUUUAGUGUAUGUGUGUUCUGAGUCCUUUUAAAAGCUACCAACCCAUCUGUUUAUUCGCCUUUGUCAUGGUAUUGUACUGUAUCCUCCCUCUGAGAGCUUUCAUUCUCUUCAUGCCGGCAGAGGUUGGCUUUAUGCACAUGUGUAAUACCCUCUAUUUACAUUGUCUAUCCAAAGAGCCCGAUUGGUCCAUUAGCCGUCGACAAUGGAUGUUAUGCUCGCGGAGGGAGCCUAACCAGAAACGAGCAGUACAUCUUGUGUUCUCUUGCAACGGUAUAAUCUGUCCCCCACUGUCUCUCACAUUUAUUCUGUACCUGCAGCACAACUCUGUGCUGUGGAGCCUGAAAAUGCCACUUAGCAGAUUCCCUCAGGGUAAUGACUCCGGUUUACGCUGACCCACAUGCUGAGGCCGUGCCAAAAGUGGCAUCAACUCCGCUAUCUGACUGGCUGUGAGCAUUUGUACAUCCUCCCAGAGAGCUGUGCAUCAAGAUCAAACUCUAAGGCAGGUAGACUAUAUUCGUCAUACAGUUAUAUAGUUACAGAGCUGUAACACAAAGAGAAUAUUUUUUUAUUAGUUUCUGUCUAUCAACCACAUAUGUACAGGAAAACAAAAUAUGCUGUAUCUCAAAUCCUAGCAGCCUAUUUUAAAAGCAGGGAUACAUUUUUACAAACAUUAGCAAUACAUAGUUUUUCAUUUGUCCUGUUUCCAGGAAUAUUAUUGUUAAAUUGCUAAAAUGACUACUUGUACAGGUUUGUUUAUGAUUAUUAAAAAUAUGUAUCCCUGCUUUUGAAAAACCCGGUAUUAUCUGCCUCGAGGCAGUAACCGAACAAACACCAGCAACCCUUGUUCUAGUAAAAUGGCAGAUAUUUUCUCUCCAUGGUCGAACUACAUCAUCUUCUGUGUAAUUUGGUUUUGCCACAUGCGCUAAUCAUCAUAAUGAUGAUCCAUUAACAAGAAAGAGCAUCUGCUUUUCUGAAAAUGUAAUAAUGUAAUCAGAAAUUACUGGAACCAUAGUGUCUCUCAAACAUUCCUGCUACUCAACAGUAGUGACGAGGUCUGUAGCUUUGACAACAUGCUUGACGGCUCUUAGAUUUUGGCCUAAAAUGGGUUCCGGCCUGGGGCGAUGGCUUUUUAUUUAUUUAUUUAUUUUCUUCUCUCAAUGCUGCAUAGCCUUUCUCUGUGCCUCAAACUACAGCCAAAAAAUGACUUUGCUCUAAUAAUCACCUCUCAUAGAUGUCUUGUUCUCUUAUUAUGAAACAAAUCAGGAACUAUUUUUCAAUAAUCUGAUUCCCAUAACUACCAAGAUUUGUAUUCUCCCAAAAUACACAUUUAAAUCAUCCUUAUACAAGCUGCUUGACAUUACCUAAUUAAUUAAUUGCAUAAUAGAAUGACUAAUGCUGGGUUCUACAAAUUGUCAGUACAAAACUAUUCUUAAAUUGAGCUUAGAACAGGUAGAAGCAGAACACUGCACCAAGACAUAUUCCAAAACAAAAAUGAUGUUAACUUGAUGUUAAAUUAAAUCACCUAAACGCAGUGGACUAUAAACACUUAGGCUCUGUCCCUGCGUGGAAAGGGGAAAUACUUUCAAAUGUGAUUGGAAGCUCUUGUGUAUAUACAGUAUGCAAUGCUGGAACAAAUACUCACAGCCUUUAGGAUUUUGCAGUUGUUACCACCUACAGACCAAGAUGUCAAAGUCCAAUUUUAGGGUAUCCAACAAGUCUGUCGGAGUUCUGUAAGAAAAGUGUACCACAGCUGAAGUCUUGUUACUGGAAUAUAUCUGCUCAUGUGUUUUUGUUUUCUUUCCCCCCUCAAUACAAACAGCAGCCCCAAAAUAAAUAUUAAUCAGCUCCUAAUACGUAGUUGUGCCUGUACCUUCCCAAUGCAAUGCAAUGUGUAGGGUAGAAACCAAGCUGUGUAUGGAGAAAAAA
Molecule: messenger RNA, 5303 nt
Organism: Larimichthys crocea (large yellow croaker)
Lineage: Eukaryota; Metazoa; Chordata; Actinopteri; Sciaenidae
Gene: fstl4
Product: follistatin-like 4
Exons: 16
Coding region: 332-2872 (846 amino acids)
Biological process (GO): multicellular organism development; cell differentiation; regulation of BMP signaling pathway
Cellular component (GO): extracellular region
Molecular function (GO): protein binding
Source: RefSeq, a predicted model, not a curated record